AUGACAGACCAUGUCCAUUACCUACCAGAAAUCCCUUGGGGAAAACGUGCAGCUUUUUGGAAGAUGAUAUUAUGUAAUAGAGAUUCUGCCACAUUAACUUAUAGGAAUCCUAAGUACCAUGAUUGCCAUGAACAUUUGACACCUCGAAUGAGAGCUAUUCUUUUAGAUUGGCUAAUCGCGGUGUCAUCUGAUUUUAAGCUACAUCGAGAAACUUAUUAUUUAGACCGAUAUUUAUCAAACAGUGAUUCUAUUCCGAUAGAAAAAUUACAACUCAUUGGAAUUACUUGUCUAUUUAUGGCUGUCAAAAUGGAAGAGAUUUACCCUCAUAAACUGACUGUAUUUGUUUGCGUCACCGAUGGUGCAUGUACUAAUGAAAAUGUGUUAGAUAUGGAGAAAAAAUUAUUGAUGUAUUUGCGUUUCCGUUUAACACCUGUUUCUAUAAACUAUUGGGUAGAAUUGAUGCUGCAAUUCAUUUAUGUUGAUGACAGUACAGCUGAAGAUAGUAACUAUUUUAAUUUUUAG
Macrosiphum euphorbiae (potato aphid) is the source of this 522-nucleotide messenger RNA. The record is from the annotation of a GenBank genome assembly. NCBI's taxonomy places the organism in Eukaryota, Metazoa, Arthropoda, Insecta, Hemiptera, Aphididae.